UUCGCUGGAUCAUCAGAUAAAUAACAGAUAAACCCUAGAAAUUAUAACACUCUCAAUUAAUAAUAAAUAAAUGGAUAAUCGAUUGCCUCCUCCUCAUCAUCAAAAUUCAAAUUCAAAUUCAAAUUCAGAUAAAUAUGAAUUUGAUGGUUCAUCUCCAGCUUUUCAAUUCAAGAACACUGAUUCUAGGCCUGGGCCAGAACCAAAAGACAGAAAACUUCAAAAGGCUGACCGUGAGAAGUUAAGGAGAGAUCGUCUAAAUGAGCAGUUUACUGAAUUGGGAAAGACACUUGAUCCUGAGAGACCUAAAUUUGACAAAGCAACUAUACUUGGUGAUACAAUCCAGAUACUAAAUGAUUUGACUGCUCAAGUCAGCAGACUUAAAUCUGAGUACACAGCACUCACUGAAGAAUCCCGUGAGUUGACCCAAGAGAAGCAUGACUUACGAGAAGAGAAAGCAUCUCUUAAAUCAGAUAUUGAAAACCUUAACCUUCAAUAUCAACAAAGGGCUCGGGCUAUGUACCCAUGGAGUCAUAUGGACCAGUCAGUUGUAAUGCACCCCCCUUCAUACACCUACCCGGUACCAAUGCAAAUGCCGAUGCCACCUGGCACUAUUCCAAUGACACCUGGAUCUAUUCCAAUGCAUCCAUCCAUACCCCCAUACCCUUUUUUUGGAAGCCAAAAUCCUGGGGUUGUUUCCAAUCCUUGUUCGACUUUCUUUCCGUCCAUGCAAUACGUGUCUCCAGUUGUGCAGCCAACUACUAGGUCCCACGUCUCCAGCAGACAAGGUUCUAGAAGCAGAUCAUCGGAGCAAGGAGAGAGUGCAACUGGAAAAGAUGGGGAUUCUAAUGAUGUUGCUACCGAACUAGAGCUCAAGACACCGGGAUCUACGGGAGAUCAGGAUGGUUCACCGGGUCAAUCAAAGUCAAAGAAAUUGCAUAGGAUUGAGAAUAGCAUUUCAGAUGAGAACUCCCCAAGUGGGUGUUCGUCAUCUCGAACUGUACAAGCUAGCUCAUCAAAUAGUGUCAUUGGCGGCAUCAAUGCCGAUCGUUAAGGUCAAAUAUCAAUUUCUAACUUCUCACAACGAAAGCACAGUACUACAAAUUGCUUUUAUCCCAUAAACACCGAUGCUGGUCUAUCUCACGUCAGCUGUUGUAUGUAAUUAUUGUUUUACUAAAAGAUUAUUUACUACAUUAACAGGGGUAUCCUUUUUUACCCAAAAAAGAUUACUGUAUUGGCGUC
Erigeron canadensis is the source of this 1239-nucleotide messenger RNA. Its product is annotated as transcription factor bHLH121. Gene Ontology annotation, biological process: intracellular iron ion homeostasis. The coding region runs from base 71 to 1051 and encodes 326 amino acids. NCBI's taxonomy places the organism in Eukaryota, Viridiplantae, Streptophyta, Magnoliopsida, Asterales, Asteraceae. The record is from RefSeq and is a predicted model, not a curated record. The transcript is spliced from 5 exons. Gene Ontology annotation, molecular function: DNA-binding transcription factor activity; protein dimerization activity.